UGUGCUCUCUGCUAGCGAUUGUUAGCUCAAUAGCGCAUCUCUUGUUGAAUAGCUAUGCAGUGUGUUUUGAUGUUUUGAUUUUAAUAUCCAACAGCACCGUUUCUAAUAAGUGAAACGUGUGAGGCCUUUAUCGUGGUGUUAACGAUAGUUACAACGGAGUGCUGACAUCUGUCCACGUUUAUAUUAGCUCGUUGGCAAGCUAGCAUCUCUUAAUUUUGUUCAAUUUUGUUUAUUGAGAUGGAGGGAGAGGUGGGUCUCGUGGCCGGCCGCAGCCAAAGAGAGAAGAGGAGAUCCUACAAAGAUUUGUUGAGGGAAGAGGAGGAAAUAGAUGCCCAAGUGCGCAAGACCUCGAAGAAACGACGUGACUCCGAUCCUUUUGCCACAGGAGGUGAACUUCACAAGAAAAAGAAGAGGUUACAUGAAGAGGAACACUUUCACAAAGGGGACAGGGGUCAUGGGCAGUCCAUUCAUCACAAAAAGAAAAAGAAAAAACCGAUCCCGGAGGGGAGACCCUCCAUGGGCCACUCCUCGUCCUUCGCCCCCGCUCCGCACUCGACCGAGACGGCCAUGGACCUGCUGCAGGCCAUCACGUCGCCGCUGGCCACCGGCUCGGCCCCCAGCCCCCCUCACCACCACCACCAUCAGCACCAGCAUAAGCCAACGCAGCGGCAGCCCGCCUACAAGAAGCCCUCGUACGCCUCGCAUCCGCACCACAGCACCCAGCGCAAACAGCGGGACGAAUGGGACGCGCCGCUCCCCCGGCCCAAACCCGCCAAGAAGAAGCCACUGCUGGUCAGGGAGCCACUGCCUGUAGUGGGCACGGAGGUGGAGCUAGAAGGACACUACGAUGGACCGCUGGGGAUUAUGGGUGACAGCUCCUCCUCAGCCGACGAGCUGGAGGCCGGCGAGUUGAUCAUCGACGACUCGUACGCCCAGCUGGCCAAGAAGGCCAAGAAGAGCAAGAAGAGCAAGAAGAAGAAGGAGAAAGAGAGGGAGAAAAAGCACAGCCUGAAAGGGACCAAGAAGGUGUCCAAAGGCGGCAGCUCUCACUCCUCCAGUAUGGCAAACGGCAGCGCUGGUUACGGGGCGUACGGAAUGGCGUCCUCCGACUCCCUCAACCACCGGCCGAGUGACAAGAAGAAGAAGAAGGAGGAGAAGGGCAGAGACAAGUCUGACAAAGACAAGAAGAAGAAGAACCUCACAGCAUACCAGAUAUUCUGCAAGGAAUACAGAGCCAGUAUCAACCUGGAGCAGCCAGGCCUGGAUUUUGGCGAAUUGAGUAAAAAGUUAGCAGAUGCAUGGAAGCAGCUACCAGAAGGAGACAAAGAAGUGUGGAAAGAGAGGGCUCAGUACCUGCAGCACAAGCAGCAGAUGAAGUCAGGCCUCUCCUCCUCCUCAGGCAAAUCUGCCCCCCAGUCUAGCUCUGGAGCAGCUAAAGCAGACAAGCCCAAAGCAGUGAAGAGGGUGGAGAGUAGGCCGCACCUCCAACAGUCCAAUGGCAUGGCGGCGGAGGUGGAGCCAUCCCCCUCUCCGGGCAGCUUCCCCGAGGUGGACCCCAUCGAUGCGGCCGCCCACCUGCAGCUCCUGGGAGAGUCGCUCUCCGUGAUUGGCUGCCGCCUGCAGGAAACUGAGGGCAUGGUGACCGUGUCGGGCAGUCUGUCAGUGCUGCUGGACGCCAUGUUAUGUGCUCUGGGUCCGCUCGCCUGUCUCACCACUCAAGUCCCAGAGCUCAACGGCUGCCCUCAGCACAUACUGUCCAAGACUCUGGACAACAUCGCCUAUGUGAUGCCCGGUUUGUGAAGGCCACUGGAAGUUCCGACCCUUACUGCCACUGACCGACCGAAGUUACAGCACGGGAGGAGCGCUGGGUGGAUGGAUCAAAACAACACUCUUUCUUUCUUUCUUUAUUUUAACAUUUUAAAUAAGGGAAGACUUGAAGCAUUGCACAGUUUUGCACUGGACACACGGACACGGACUCUUCUAGUUUUAACCAUGCUCCCAUUUUUAACAUUUGUGACUUUUUGUUCCUUUCAUUUUCAUUUGUUAUAUUUACAAUUAAAGAUAUUUUAGUGAA
This is a messenger RNA of Alosa sapidissima (American shad), 2074 nucleotides long. RefSeq names its product HMG domain-containing protein 4-like. Lineage: Eukaryota; Metazoa; Chordata; Actinopteri; Clupeiformes; Clupeidae. The transcript has 12 exons. The coding region runs from base 238 to 1800 and encodes 520 amino acids. The record is from RefSeq and is a predicted model, not a curated record.